UUUUCAUAAUUACAUACACAUACAUGGAUAUUUGAUUUACAUUCCUUCUUUCGGUUGCCUUCCUUAUUCUUGCAACCCCUCGUCCUAAAUCACACCGUCUGUUGUAACCUGUUGCCGCCUUCUUUCUUGCUCCAUCGACCUCUCCAAUCCUCCCUGACCUACCGGCUCUCACCUAUGGCUCCCACGUUGGACAUCGAUAUCCAGAACAGGAUCAGUUCCGGUCAAGUCUACGCCUAUGUCACGGGACAAGCACUCGACAACGGGAAUCACGUGUGUCUGAUCAGAGCGGAUGGCAAGACCCCCUACUUCCCCGCCUCGCCAUCCCACACCUGUGCCCCUCUGUCGGAAGACUGUUCGAUCCCUCUCGGUCCCCAGGGCAGUAUCACCAGGAUCACCAUUCCUCAGCUCGCUGGUGGCCGCAUCUGGUUCUCGAUCGGAAAGGAGUUGACCUUUCUGGUGAACCCGGGACCGGCAAUCGUCGAGCCUUCGGUCACUAACCCCUCGGAUCCUAAUAUUCAUAUUGAGUGGGAUUUCUGCGAAUUUACUUUCGCUAAUAACCAGCUGUACGCCAAUAUAAGUUAUGUGGACUUUGUCAGCUUGCCGGUCUCCUUGACCAUGACCCCACACGACGGCGAAGUCCAGAAGGUUCUUGGUUUGAAGCCUGACGGGCUUGCAUCAAUAUGUGCUGGCCUGGAGGCACAACACCUGGUUGAUGGCAACGACUGGCACAAACUCAUCUUUGAGUCAGAAGGAAGGAAACUGCGGGUCCUGAGCCCAAAUAAUGGCGCUGUGAUGAACGGUAACAUGUUCCAAGGGUACUACGAUUCCUACGUCAACCAGGUCUGGGAGAAGUAUAGUCGAACGCCUCUCACUGUCGAUACCCAAGCUCAAUGGGGCAAACUGACUGCCAAGGUUUCCAACGGUAGCUUAGAGUUCCAUGGCAUUGGAUCUUUUAGAAAACCAUCCAGUGCCGACAUUUUUAGCUGCAGUACGGGUCCUUUUGCCAGCAAUGCGGGAGCUUUGGGCCCCUUGACGGCCCGUAUCUGCGCUGGCUUGAACCGGUCGACUCUCUUGGUCAAUGACGUUCACCCCAACAACGAACGGGUCUCCCAAUACUACAAGGACAAGAUCACGAACCAUUAUGCGCGCCUCGUUCACGAAGCGAAUAUCGAUGGGCGAGGCUACGCGUUUCCUUAUGACGAUGUCCCAGCCUCAGAAGGGGUUGAUCAAUCUGGCUUUGUCAAUGGGUCUCCAAAGUCCUUCCUGGUUACGAUUGGAUAAUGAAGCUACUGAACUGUAAACCAUCCUCGAAUACUUGCUUUUGCAAUACAUCAUGAGUUAUGCCAUCCCGUAUUAGGUGCGACGAAAAGGGCCCGCUGACUUUGAUCACUUUGGUUUGCGUACCAUGUCGAAUGAGAAUAGAUACUCCACAUCUCAUUCCAGAUAUUUUAAAUACCAG
This is a messenger RNA of Amorphotheca resinae ATCC 22711, 1459 nucleotides long. Its product is annotated as glycoside hydrolase family 64 protein. The transcript is spliced from 2 exons. The coding region runs from base 175 to 1281 and encodes 368 amino acids. The record is from RefSeq and is a predicted model, not a curated record. Lineage: Eukaryota; Fungi; Ascomycota; Leotiomycetes; Helotiales; Amorphothecaceae.